This is a messenger RNA of Struthio camelus australis, 4201 nucleotides long. NCBI's taxonomy places the organism in Eukaryota, Metazoa, Chordata, Aves, Struthioniformes, Struthionidae. The record is from RefSeq and is a predicted model, not a curated record.
GUGUCCCGUGCAGGGAGAGCGUCCACCUGGAAAUGUCUUAGUCUGUGUAUUGCUCAGUUGUACUCUUUUGAGAGGUGAAGAUUCACCCUUGGUCUGACCGUCACUGGCUGUCCUUUCCAGAAGGCUGUGACAUAUCUGAGAUAAGCAGGUCCCUUCAUAAAGCCUCAGAGCGACCUUCACAUGCUGCUGUGCACUGCAGGCUGGUGACUGUUUCAAGCUCCCUCCUUUUGCCUUGAAGACUUCUGUUUAGCUUUAUUUUGCUUUGUUUUUUAACUCUGUAAGGUGUGAAGUUAACGAAGUGGUAGGAUUCACGUAAUUGAAUUCAAGAAGGGUAAAGCUCUGUUGCCCAAAGCUAUCUGCUGAUAGCCUGUGACAGCUGAGUGCUUGUGAUGCAUGUGCGACUGCAAACAUAAGCAUGAUCCCUGUCUCAGCUUGAAAGAGGCCAAAUCAGGGAUGGUCUUUCAGUGUUAGACCAGCUGAGAAGGUCUGUGGGAUGUAAAUGGCUCAAUAAUCCAGGUUAAUUUCAUCCUGGAUAAAGGUUUUUUUUUUUUAACCUAUUGGAACUGAGUUGGAGUUGUUACCAUUAAAUUUCAUGGGUGCAGGUGCCAUGGCGUGGAUUUUUCCCCCCUGAUUUUGUAGAGUAUAUUGUUAGCUUGCCUGGCUAAGGUAGCAAACAAGCAUUUUUAUUUAGGUGGCCUGCUACUUAGAGCGAGAGGAGUACAGAAGAAUAAAUAACCUAACUUGGGUCAAUACUUGCUAUUGUCCAUUAAUGAUUAGAAUCAUUCUUUUAUCAGCCAACACCUUAGAAGUGUAGAUUGUGGCAGUGUAAACUCUUACAGUUACUCUCUGUUGCAGAAUCACUGGUUUCAAGUAGACUCUACUGCUAGAGAGCUGUGUAUGACAGGAAGAAGUUCAGAAAUAGUGUUGGCAUGGCAACACUGUUAUUAAAGGAGCUUACAAAACAGUGCAGUUGAGGAUAGCACCCAAAGUUAAUUUUGAGAUUAUAGGCUCAGUGGCUAUUUUUUAUCUGAUAUCUGUACAGUGCCAGAACUUCACUAGGUCUCCUGAGAGUUACUGCAAUCCAAGUAAUUAUCUUUGCGUUUUUCCCCUAGUCUCCUCAUUGGCUUGGGAGCUUUCAGGAUGAUGCAUUCUACAAUAAUGGGAGCAACAGUUAUGAGGAAAGGAAGCUCUGAAUUCCGGUGAAUAAAGAGAGAAGAAAAAUCCUAUGGGAUGGAAAGAAGGAUCUUGUUUCUAUCAGAGUCCUCUUGUAGCUUGACUAGGCAGGAGUUAUGCUGUCUCCGUUUUAGGUUUUCUCUUGCACAUCUAGUACAGAUACGCUUCUUCCUCGUAUAUAUUAAUACUGGAAAAGGAAAGCGCCAUCUGCUAACAGAAGAUGAUUUAAAGUUACGACAAUUUCAGCAGACAAAAGUGGCAAUUAGAAAUGAAGUUCAUGGCAAUAAAGAUCUGUAUUUUCAAAGUAUUAAGGAAAAAUUAAAGAAAAAUGGAAUGGUUCUCAAACAUGAAUUAAAAAUUUUGCUGCAUUUAUGUCAGACUUCAUCUGAUGUGGAGCUAGCCAGAAAAGUUAUUUACAGGUACCAUGAACAGAAUGGAAUUACAGCUCUACAUGAUUAUAAAUUUGGGCCCUUAUUUAUGAGGCUGUGUUAUGAGCUGGACCUUGAAACACCUGCAGUAGAACUUAUCAAAGAUCAGAACUUGCGUGGUUUUUUCUCUGACAGUACAUCAUUCCAUAUUCUGAUGACUAUGUUAUUUAAAAAGGGCCAUUAUGAAAAUGCUUUGGAAGUUCUCACAGAAAUGAAAGAACAAGGUAUACCUUUCAACAAAGAAACCUAUCUACUUGCGUUUGCAAUAUGCUACAAGCUGGACAGCCUGGAGUCUUGCAAAAUCUCUGCAAAGCUGCUUGAAGAAGCACAGCUAAAUGGUGACACAUUACCACUACGAGCAUUCUACUUUGCUGUGGCGUUUGCUUUGAAACAGGAUGAUGUGGCACAAGCCCAAUUCUAUUAUUCUCAGAUAAUGAAAACGGAAAACAAACUAUACAAUAAUCUUAGCGUUCUUGUCCAGCUCAAGUCCGGUUCAGUAGAAGAAGUAAUGAAGACAUUAGAGGCAGCGGUGGAAGUAGAUACUCCACCCUUUGUGAAAAAAAUUGAGUUUUCUGAGCAGGUGCUGGCUACAGUCAGGGAAAAGAUAGAAGAAAACCCUGCCCUUUCCGCCAGGUUAGGAGAUAUUUAUACCAGACUACAAGCUUCAGGACGGAUAACCGCUUGCACGUUGGACGACAUGCUCUUCCAGGUUUCUAGUUCAAAGAAGAACUGCGCAAAGCUUUUAAAUCAAAAACAAUUGGGCUGUCAGGCUGCUAAACCGCUUCGCUCAAAUCUGUUACUGGAGUAGUUCAGUAUUUGAUGAUAAACUAAAGUGCAGUUACCACCACGAAGAAGCAUGUUUGAAUAAAACAUCUUCUCCCUUCCUUCACUCUGGGCAGUUGUUUAAGUUGCUUGUGUGAAACUGCGUUUUAAACGUGUAUCAUGUGGCUUCUGUGUUUGAGUUUUCAUGCUGAAAAUAGGCCAUGAAGGUGGGUAUUUCUUUUUGUUCAGAAAUGGAGUGAUGAGAAUGGUUUGAAUUUUUCUUCAAACACUUAAAUCGGGAUUUUCCAUAUACUGAAUGUCCUAGGUGAAGUGAACAGAAUGUGUGUAUCUGGCCUGACUUUUGUAGUUCAUGAGAAGAAAAUUUGGUGUUCAUCAGAUGUGAUGUUCUAAUUGUAGAUGGAUGCAGUCCAGACCCUAGAUGAAAGAGAUAUCUAAGUGCAUUAACUGUUCAAAUUUUGUAUGCCUCAAGAUAUGAAAGGCAUCGAAGACACUUGCUUUGCUCUAUGCUUCUCUUGUCUUUCUAUUCAGAAAUGAUGACUAUAUUAGUUUGUUCCUUUAAUCAAAAGGGAUUGUGGAAAUACUAUGGAAGAUAGUUUGGAAAACUACAAAGGUAGUUGACUGGUCGUUUUCUCACUGGGAGGAGAUUGCUGAACAAAAGUCCUCUCAGAGUGAGCGGCCCUAUGUGUUGCUUCUUUCAAAUUGUAUUUUUAAUAAUAACAGUCAAGAUAAGCAGCUCUUGAUACAGGUCCAGUCCUAGCAAGUUGCUUACUGCAAGCAUGAUUCAAGCUAUGGGUGAAUUAUGCAGGUGAGAUGCAAUUGUAGCCUAAAGUGUUCUUUAUGCUGUUUUCAUGAGCAAAUUCAACUUCAGUGAUUCUAGGCCAAAUGUGCUUGGUUCUAGUAUGAACAGUUGUUUUGUAACUAUUAGUCCUGCAUAUGCGAAGAUCUUUUCUCUUUCACCCUUCAGAGUAGAAAGAAUUGCAAACAGUGAUACCCUGGCUCGUACCUAGGUGAUUUUGGGCUAUCUGUGCAUAUGCCUGCUGAUUUAGAACUUAGUAAGCAGUCCUGGGAACACAAGAGUGCCUGGACCCCAGCUUGGUGCUCUCAGAGUUGUUCCUUCUUAUCUCCUGUGAGAUUUAUUUUGCUUUUUUAUUUGUAAAGGUAUCCUAAAUCAAGCAAACUUCAGAAUUCAAAGGAUUCCUUCUGUGGGGGGAUUGAGCGUGCUAUAUGAAAGUUUUUUUUGAAGUCAUCAGAUCACUGAAGAAGCGAGAAUCCAUCCAUGCAGGGAUAUAUCUUAGCCAUUAAAGCAAGUUGGAGUAAGAUAUUACCAGUAUCGUUAUGAGGCUCUGGGACAGCAACUCAUUUCUGUCACUGAUAUAUAUUGUUGAUUUAAUACUAAAAUAAACAAAACAAUGUUAUGUGGUGGAUAGAAUUGUGUGUGCACACGUGUAACAAUUUACCUAUUUGAAAUUUAUAUCAUGUUUUGGUGAAAUGCGUGCACUUUUUUUUAUGACUGAUUGUACAGGAUUUGGUUAAAGGUACCACAUGCUAUACACUCACUAACAUUACUGCUGGGUAGUUUUUUUAGUACUGGUUCUGGAACGUUGGGUAUAACUUUUAAUUUUGUAUGUUAUUCAGGAGUUUACAAACUUUUAACAGUUCCCCUUGGCCUCAAUUGGAAAUUCUUUCAAUAGCUCCAACACUAUAUGGACCCUUAAAUACCUCCUGAUCUUUUAUCCAGAAAUAAAUUCAAUACAGGAUUUGUAAAGGCUGCUUUCAGUAUGGCAAGGAUUAAUUAAAGAAAAAAUGAAAGAAUUGAA